This is a messenger RNA of Merops nubicus (carmine bee-eater), 961 nucleotides long. It is a transcript of the gene PI15, whose product is annotated as peptidase inhibitor 15. The record is from RefSeq and is a predicted model, not a curated record. The annotation marks the transcript as partial. The transcript has 5 exons. NCBI's taxonomy places the organism in Eukaryota, Metazoa, Chordata, Aves, Coraciiformes, Meropidae.
UCUCGUUUUGACUAAGCGGAGACCUUUAGAGAAACUGCCUGUUCUAGCUCAUGCAGACUGUAAUAUAUAAAAGCUGUUAGCAGCUCCAGUGGCCAGAAGCUUCAAAACCAGCAGAGUUUUGUUCUUUGUGGGUUUGUAAUAAGAGACACUUCUUCACAAAGUUUCACAUCAUCAUAUAGGACAGUGCUAUAUAUACUGGGAGAACAAUAGACUACUCUUUUUUUUUUUUUUUUUUCUUGGUAUUAUCCAGAGAUCUGUUCUCUACUGCCCUGACUUAAAGCAGAGUACCUUUGUGGGCUGUCUCUCUCCUUUGGCCCAAAAUGACAGUAAUUGCUGCAAUCAGUUGUGCUCUCUUGUUUUUCAUUCUCUGUGAAACAAGUGUAUUAGUGUUGCCCAAGUCCACUGACCUACUCCUGUCAGACAGUAAUGUCACUGACAUUGAGAGGGCUUUGGCAGCUCCUCUGGACUCCGUGGGCAUUCCCAAAGCCAGACGGAAGCGCUACAUUUCGCAGAGUGACAUGAUUGCCAUUCUCGAUUAUCAUAAUCAAGUCAGAGGCAAAGUCUUCCCACCUGCUUCCAACAUGGAAUAUAUGGUUUGGGAUGAAACUCUUGCCAAAUCUGCAGAGGCUUGGGCUGCUACGUGCAUUUGGGACCAUGGACCUUCCUACUUACUGAGAUUCUUGGGACAGAACCUGUCUGUAAGAACUGGAAGGUACCGCUCUGUUCUGCAGCUGGUGAAGCCGUGGUACGAUGAGGUGAAGGAUUAUGCUUUCCCUUACCCCCAGGACUGCAGCCCCAGGUGCCCUAUGCGAUGCUAUGGACCCAUGUGCACCCAUUACACACAGAUGGUUUGGGCCACUUCCAAUCGUAUAGGCUGCGCUAUCCACACAUGCCACAAUAUGAACGUCUGGGGAUCUGUUUGGCGACGAGCUGUUUACUUGGUAUGCAACUAUGCCCCAAA